Chaetomium fimeti is the source of this 1074-nucleotide messenger RNA. RefSeq names its product chaperonin 10-like protein. The record is from RefSeq and is a predicted model, not a curated record. The transcript has 6 exons. Gene Ontology annotation, molecular function: zinc ion binding; alcohol dehydrogenase (NADP+) activity. Lineage: Eukaryota; Fungi; Ascomycota; Sordariomycetes; Sordariales; Chaetomiaceae. Gene Ontology annotation, biological process: alcohol metabolic process. The coding region runs from base 1 to 1074 and encodes 357 amino acids.
AUGUAUCCCGACUCAUUCGAGGGUUUCGCCAUCCCGGCGGCGGACCAAUACACGCAGCCGCGUCGGAUAGAGUUUAAGCCUAAGCCGUUCGGCGACUACGAUAUCGACGUCAAGAUCACAUGCUGCGGCGUAUGCGGUUCCGAUUUACACACAGCGACGGGAGGAUGGGGAAACGAAAACUGGCCCAUCAUCCCUGGUCAUGAGAUCAUCGGAACCGCAGUCAAGGUCGGUCCCAAAGUGACUUCGGUCAAGGUUGGCGACCGCGUGGGCGUAGGUGCCCAGAUCUCUGCCUGCUUGGACUGCGCGCAGUGCAACGAAGGCAAUGAGACAUACUGCAAGAAGCAGCAGGACACAUACAACUCGUUCUACCCCGACGGCACGCUCGCCCAGGGCGGCUACUCCUCGCACAUCCGCGCCCACGAGCACUUCACUUUUCCUAUCCCCGACACCCUCGCCUCCGAGCUCGCCGCGCCCAUGCUCUGCGCCGGUCUGACAGCCUACUCGCCACUCGUCCGCAACGGCAUCGGCCCAGGAAAGAAAGUCGGCAUCGUCGGCAUCGGCGGCAUCGGCCACUUCGGCAUCCUCUUCGCCAAGGCCCUCGGCGCCGAAGUCUGGGCCAUCUCGCGCGGCACCAGCAAACAGGCUGACGCACUCGCCAUGGGCGCGGACGGCUUCCUCGCCACCUCCUCACCCGGCUGGAACCUGCCGCACGAGAUGACGUUCGACAUGCUGCUCUGCACAGCGAGCGCCGACGACGGGUUCGACCUAUCCGCCUACCUGAGCCUGCUGCGCGUGCACGGGCGCUUCGUCAGCGUGGGCCUGCCCGAGGGCGAGGGCUGGCGGGUGCGGCCGAUGGCGCUGCUGGCGAACGGGUGCCUUAUCGGGGCGGCGCAUCUGGGCAGCCGGCAGGAGACGCUGGAGAUGCUGCGGCUGGCGGCGCAGAAGGGGAUCAAGAGCUGGGUGGAGACGAUCCCGGUUGGGGAGAAGGGGGUCGGGGAGGCGCUGGAACGGCUGCACAAGAAUGAUGUGAAGUAUAGGUUUACGCUGGUUGACUACGACAAGCAGUUUCAGUGA